Cyclopterus lumpus (lumpfish) is the source of this 6792-nucleotide messenger RNA. It is a transcript of the gene pde10a, whose product is annotated as phosphodiesterase 10A. The transcript is spliced from 22 exons. The coding region runs from base 1985 to 4351 and encodes 788 amino acids. Lineage: Eukaryota; Metazoa; Chordata; Actinopteri; Perciformes; Cyclopteridae. The record is from RefSeq and is a predicted model, not a curated record. Gene Ontology annotation, biological process: signal transduction; negative regulation of receptor guanylyl cyclase signaling pathway. Gene Ontology annotation, molecular function: protein binding; 3',5'-cGMP-stimulated cyclic-nucleotide phosphodiesterase activity.
UGACUAACACUUGACUCUGAAAAGAAAAAGAAAACUUGCAUUGGGGUAAUUAUACCACAAUCGUGCCAUUUUCUAAUCUUUACUUUGGAUAAUCCAAAUCAUUGUUCAGCAUUCUUAUAAUUGUAUCUGUGUAUUCAGCUUCUAUUUAUUUUUCUCUGUGCAGAAUGUAUCAUCUGGUUGACCUCAAUUUUAGGUUAAUUAGGUUAUUUGUAUAGUUAUGUUUAUGGGAUUGGUUAUUAUUAGUAUAGAAUUAUAACUGUAGUCCAAAUAUUUAGUUGCACUGCAGAUGUGCAGUUUUUUCAGAAAAGGUUUACACACUGCUCUUGCUAAAGGAAUGGACCACAUGGAUGUAUUUCAUUGUGCCAAUUCAAGGCAAUAUUUACAAUUGUAAUUUAUGUAAAUGUUAUUGAAUACAUUCCUUUAGUAAAUACAAUUAUCUGCAGAUAUUUCAAGUCAGGAACUGAAAUAUCAACAGUGACCCAGAAAUAGGCCGAAAGACAAAUCUUAUUUACUUGAGACAAAAGAACUUUAUGGUAAAUCUGAAGAUAGAUAAGACACAAAUUAGACCUCGGUAUGAUCGUUGUUUAUAGUAAACUUUAGACGGCCCCUGCUUGCUGGCUCACUCUCACACAUACACACAUUGUUUGUAUUUUCUGUACAUGCUUCCCUUAUGCUGCACCACAAUUAAAGUGUUUUCAGCUUCAUAAAUGUAUUCGUAAACAUUUAUAUUUUUUCCAGAAAGAUUACUUUUUGCCUGCUAUAUAAGAGGGACUGUUCUGAAUGUGUAUUGAAUACUAGCCAUGCAUACAAUUUGGCAUGGAAGUACCCAAUAAUCUGACUACAGAUUGAUCUCUGUUUUUAACUCUCGCUAUCUGCGGAGGAGGUCAGGGGUUAGGGACGGAAUUCAGUGCCUUGCUAAAUGGCACAUCCAUAUGACAGCAAUAUGCUGGACCUUUUUGAAUGAUUGCAUGCGAAAGUUGACGUUGCAUUAAGUUGUCCUGCCAUGCUGUAGAUGUGGAGGCUAGUGUCUCCUCCUUGACCACUGAGCUGUGGCUCAGGAAACAGCGUGACUCUGGAGAGCACUGGGGUUAUAUGGCUCGGCCCCUUUACGCAGCCACAUUCAGGGACGGGAACUGCAGUUCAGUAGCGUCAAGUGUGCGCAAAACACCGGAAACGAGGACGAUUUACCCUUCAAAAUAACCGUUAAGAUGAAUGAAUGAAUGUAAUCUUUGAGUAUCAGGGAUUUUUCGGCGAUGACACAUUUAUAAGCGCUCUGUCAUGGUAUCUGUGAAUGUUUACAGGAAGCCAAAUAAAUCAGUAUAUUUAAAGGUCAAUUUAGCCAUAGGCAUCACAACUGCACGGUUACAGGAAAUCCCUGAAAGUUAUUGCCUGACCUACUUACAUUCUUGUCAUUACGUGCAUUGCAGUAUUCCUUACAGGACACCCCUACACAGUCAUCAUGCAGUGGUUUGGGCUUUUACUUUGAAAAAUAAAGCAGAAGUCGUGCUAGAUAACUGUGGUUGACCUGACACGCGCUCCUGUCUUUCCCUCUCUCCCCGUGUGUGUGCGUGUGUGCGCGCGCGCGCAUGUGUGUGUGCGUGUUUGUGUGUGUGUGUGUGUGUGCGCGUGUGAGCGCGCGUGUGUGCGUGUGUUUUUUACUCCAGUGCCUCUGUGUCUAUGCGUCGUCGUCUCCGCUCCCCCAGUCUGCUGCUGCACAUCCACAGCGGAGCCACCACGCCGAGGAGGCGGGCCGACUGUAGCUACACCUCGGCCAGCGGUGCUGGGUCAUAGCGCUGGUGGAGGGGGGGGCAGCACACUGCUCUUCUUGCCCUUCCAAAACCGUGCACAGCCUGAAGCAUUGAGGACACCAUCAGACCGACGCGUACUGGAAUAGUUUUGGUUUUUGCCGAGACGCACCAAGUUGCAGCUGCAGAGGCGCACUUUUCUCCGUGGCUCCUCUCUCCUCCUGCGCUCACAAUCCGACAUGGAAGAUGGUCCGUCUUCAACAAGCUGUUUCAGAAGGUUAACGGACUGUUUCCUGGGUGCAAGCUUGACAGAUGAGAAAGUGAAGGCCUACCUCUCGCUUCACCCGCAGAUGCUGGAUGACUUUGUGUUGGAGAGUGUGAGCGCAGAGACGUUGGACAGAUGGCUGAAGAGGAAGACCAGCAGCAGGCUUGCAGAUGACACAUCAAAUAAAGAAGUCAGCAGGCAGUACCAGGACACAAAUGUACAGGACGUGGUGUAUGAACUCAACAGCUACAUGGAGCAGCGCCUGGACACUGGAGGAGACAACAAACUCCUGCUCUAUGAGUUGUGCAGCAUCAUCAAAACAGCAACAAAAGCUGAUGGAUUUGCACUUUACUUCUUGGGAGAAUGCAACAAUAGUUUAUGUUUGUUCAAUCCAACGGGGGCCAAGGAUGGCCCUCCAAGCCUCAUCCCCUCUGGCCCCAUCGCAUUUGGGACAACCGUUGCCGCUCAUGUUGCCAAGACUCACAAAACACUGCUCGUAGAGGACAUCAUGGGGGACGAGCGCUUCCCCGACGGCACAGGGCAGGACUCAGGGAUCCAUGUUCACUCUGUCCUGUGCCUCCCCAUCAUUACUGCCAUCGGGGACCUCAUUGCCAUCCUGGAGCUGCAUCGGCAGUGGGGCAAGGAGCCCUUCAACCUCAGCCACCAGGAGGUUGCCACAGCUAAUUUAGCGUGGGCAUCAGUUGCCAUACAUAAAGUGCAGGUGUGCCGAGGCCUCGCCAAACAGACUGAGCUCAAUGACUUCCUACUAGAUGUGUCAAAAACAUACUUUGAUAACAUUGUGGCAAUAGAUUCUCUACUUGAACAUAUUAUGAUAUAUGCAAAAAACCUGGUGAAUGCGGACAGGUGCGCUCUCUUCCAGGUAGAUCACAACAACAAAGAACUGUACUCUGACCUGUUCGAUAUUGGGGAAGAGAAAGAAGGCAAACCUGUCUUUAGGAAAACCAAAGAAAUUAGGUUUUCUAUUGACAAGGGAAUAGCUGGCCAAGUGGCUCAGACAGGGGAAGUCUUAAAUAUCCCAGAUGCCUAUGCAGACCCCCGGUUCAACCGAGAGGUGGACCUCAAAACCGGCUACACCACGCGGAACAUCCUGUGCAUGCCCAUCGUGAGCAGGGGGACCGUUAUAGGUGUGGUGCAGAUGGUGAACAAGCUAAGCGGAAGUGCCUUCACUAAAACAGACGAGAACAACUUUAAGAUGUUUGCUGUCUUUUGUGCUCUGGCCUUACACUGUGCAAAUAUGUACCACAGGAUCCGGCACUCUGAAUGCAUUUACAGAGUGACGAUGGAAAAGCUGUCUUAUCACAGCAUCUGCACAUCGGAAGAAUGGAAGACCCUUACCCAGCUCAACCUCCCUGUACCCAUUUAUAAAGAGAUCGACAUGUUCCACUUUGACAUUAGCCCCUUUGAGGAAAUCUGGCCUGCUGUGUUUAUCUACAUGGUUCAUAACUCGUGUGGAAAGACCAGCUUUGAGCUGGAGAAGCUGUGUCGGUUCACCAUGUCCGUACGGAAGAACUACCGCCGUGUUCCCUACCACAACUGGAAGCAUGCAGUGACAGUGGCACACUGUAUGUUCGCCAUCCUGCAGAAAACCUCUGGGAUGUUCACAGAGCUGGAGAAGAAAGGUCUGUUGAUUGCCUGCUUGUGCCAUGAUCUGGACCAUCGGGGGUACAGCAACUCAUACUUGCAGAAGUUUGACCAUCCUCUGGCUGCUCUGUACUCCAGCUCCACCAUGGAGCAGCACCACUUCUCUCAGACCGUCUCCAUUCUACAGGAAGGGCACAAUAUUUUCUCCAACCUGAAUUCCAGCGAGUAUGAGCAGGUGCUGGAAAUCAUCCGGAAGGCCAUCAUCGCCACGGACCUCGCCCUGUACUUCAACAACCACCAGCAGCUGUCGGAGCUGCUGACCUCGAGUGUGCUGGACUUGAGCAACCACUCACACAGGGACCGUGUGAUUGGUCUGAUGAUGACAGCAUGUGACCUGUGUUCUGUUACCAAGCAAUGGCAAAACACACGAAUCACAGCCAAUGACAUCUAUGCUGAGUUCUGGUCGGAGGGAGAUGAGAUGAAGAAGAUUGGGUUGCAGCCGAUCCCUAUGAUGGAUAGAGAUAAGAAGGACGAGGUUCCCCAAGGCCAAGUGGGAUUCUACAAUGCUGUUGCAAUUCCAUGUUAUACAACACUAGCGGAGCUUUUCCCUCCAUCCAGUCCUCUUCUAAAUGCCUGCAAGGAGAACCUGGGCCAGUGGGAGAAGAUAUCGCGGGGAGAGGUGCAGGACAUAGUGCCCAACCGGCCUUGUGAUUCAGGCCCUGUCAAGGUUGACAACUGACUACCAAAGGGGUUGCUGGCCCACCAAAGGAAUACAACUAGAAUCCUGCCACGGACCUGGUACUUAGGGAGGGGGAGGAGCCCACAUCCUGUGUUAGCAGGAGACGGAUCAGCUAAAAGCGACUUGACUUUGAAAACACACAGUUACCUCAUUGGGUGACGGAGGUGUCAACACUGACGGUUCCACCGAUCCCAGAGACUGACAGACAGCUGAUGGGGAGGGACUUCAACCCAUCGCUCUACAUCCACUCAGCUUGGGAACUAAUUUGGUCGAAUGGAACAUGUGCCGUUUUGGUUGUUUUAAUUUUUGGCAGUUUUAUGUUAUGUUAUGAUUUUUUUUUUUAUAUGAGCUGAUUCUUUAACGGUCUUGUAUUUGCAGAGGCCUUACUCUGAACCUUUCACAGGCUAGAAAUAUGUGAAAUCUUGUUGUUGGUUCAGGCUUUUUUUGAAAUGGUACUGUUUGCCUUCUGUGGUAGGUUUAUUGUACGCACACUACUUCACCAAGGUAUUUCCAGAGACAGAAGGAAUGUGUAGAGCAAAUGUAUGGUUUAAUGCCACCUUACUGAGAAGGUGGAUGCCGGAAUGUUUUUUUAUUACUUUUUGAGCAAAAAUCCUUUGCAGUACUUGAAUUAAAACAUACAGCCUAUUCUACGUGGAGAAAUCCCCCACAGCAUAUUCUAAAAAACCUGGAUGAACUGUGGCGAGAGGGUUUAGAUAAUGUGGACACUUGUGAACAUAGUCACAAGAGAGUCACAAUGUUUCUCCCUGAAGUGGACCCCACAGCACUGCCCUUGCCCAUCCUGGCAUUUAGGAACCUGCUGCAUAGUGCAUCCACUUUCUUCUGAUGAGCAGAACCUGAGCCCAGGUCAGCAGAAAUAUUGCGUGCAGGAAGGAAGGAAGACGGUGCAUGAAUAGCAUCAGUUAUAAUAUAGUUAAGUGCAGGCUUAUAGUAUAGUGAGCCUAUUGAAUUUUCAUUGUCGUAAAAAAUGUUCACACCACUAUCACAUCAUGAAUUAUUUCACGCAACAAUCUGGUUUCGCCUCAUUAAUCAGUAAUCAUUUUGGCAACUAUGAAUAAAACACAAGUAAAAUGAGGAUACUGCACACGUUGGUUAAGGGUCCCAGCAGAUUCUAAAGAGUUCUUUGUUUGCAGUGACACAACAAACUUUUUACACGUCAACGACUUUAUGUAAUCACGAGACAGCAACUAGAUGCAUUACACAAGGUUAAGGUGUUUAGAAUUGCAGGUGAGUUGCAGGUUCAAAGUGUGAAACCUUCAGGACACUUUUUAGCUGAUGAUGCCGGCUCACCAGUCUCACCAGUGGUCAUAAUGUCAAACCUGUUAAGCUAAAUGUGCAUCAUAUGUCUAUCUCUGGGAUUGCAACUCAAGAAUGUUUGGUUGACUUUCUGCAAGUGUGUCACAGAAGUUCCCCUCAUUUCCAUGGUCUGUCCUCCAUCACGCUCACUCUCCAACGCCAUGCAAGGGGUGAACAUUUGGACUCUUUCAAAUGAGUUUCAGAGAUCUUGCAAAAGACAAUUUAUUUCGUCUGAAACCGUCAUUCCAGUGGACAUUGUCCCUCCAAGACUGAAAUUACCGCUCAAAUAAUUUGUUUUACAACUGGUACUGUGGCUCCCAAAUGGUGUGAAUGUGCAUUCUGAUGAAUGUUUUAUCAGAUCCUCGGUGGUGGCAUGUGGGUCAGUGCGCCAUCAGUUUUCAUGAUGUGCUCUGUCUUACUUAUUAGAAUUACUUCCAGUAAGCUUCAACCAAGAGCAACAAUUAGCAUGCACCUCAACUGAACUUGAUAUAUCAUUUUGCAGAAUACGGUAGUAGGUGUGUAUAUUGUGUGCAAUCUAGGAAUUAGUUUCUACAGACUGAGAUGUAUGCUCUGAUGGCGCUAAACUAAAAGGCAGUUGUGCACUUUCAGACUCUGUGUGUGUGUGUGUGUGUGUGUGUGUGUGUGUGUGUGUGUGUGUGUGUGUGUGUGUGUGUGUGUGUGUGUGUGCGUGUGUGUGCGUGUGUUUGUGUGUGUGUGUGUGGGAGAGAGAACGAGAGCAUUUGACUGUCUCUUUCCCCACUCCAACCCCACCUGAGAACAUGGAUAAGUCCAUAACACUGCACUGUCCCUUCUACUUCUCGGCACAAGUUAUAUUUCAUUGUCUGCACUUCAUGUUUAGCUUAUGAUCUUUAUCAUUAUUAUUAUUGAUGAUUAUUAUUAUUGCUAUUAUUACUAUUGUUAUUUUCUUAAUUAGAGUUCAAUUUAAAUUAACUUAUAUUUUUUAUACAAAGAGAAAUAAUGUUGGCCUUUUUGUUUUGUACAAAUUAAACAUUAAGAUAAACAAAACGGUCCUGACAUGUUACUGUUACCCAUAAUAAUUGCGGAUGUCUCAACUGUAAACGUAAGAGCAGUAGCCAAAAUGACUUUUAUUAAAUACCUGGAAAAUA